GCUGCAAUAGUGGAUUUUUAAAUGCCAGUCACAGUGUUUAAUGUAUUUCUUAUUUUGGUAUUUCAAUUUCUGGGAUGAAAGAAAAAAAAUAAAUACAGAAAGCAUAAUUGAAAGGUCUUGUGGGACACGUGACAAAGCUCCCAAUUUCGGGACUGUCCCGCAAAAAGCGGGACGGGUGGUCACCCUACAUGACAGUGAUGUGGCAUCGGCGCCGGUUCAAGUCGGACUAAAUUUCUAACCGGCAUGCACUGCUUCAAGUCAGCCGCCGAUCGGUCUGCGCGCAGUGCUGCAUGAAGUCGAACACACCUUUUGAUAUGCGCUCUGAACCACUGUUUCGAAACAAUUGAUUCACAAAAGUUUUCAGGCAAAGUGGAUGCCACACAGACCUGCAAAGAACUUUAUGAAUCUCUCAUGGAAGCUCAUCUUUCCAGAGAUAAGACAAUAAAGUCAUGCAUUACAGAGACCUCUGCUGUCGUCGGGCAGUUACGUGAAGAGAGGGCAAAAGACAGCGACAACUUGUCAAUAAUCAAGCAACUCAGGAAAGAGCAAACUAAGUUAAAACUCAUGCAGUCUGAGCUAAAUGUUGAAGAAGUGGUUAAUGACCAGAGUCUGAAGGUUUUCCAUGAAAGGUGGCGAAUUCACUACAUCCCUCCCAAGAUCAAGUGAAUAAUACUUCUGUUGUCAACACAGUUGUUCUGAGGAAAAUACCUGGAGCCUGUACCAUGAUGGCAGAUGAACAAAUUCAGAUUUACAGAAUUAGUUUUGAGUUGACAAAACCAAACCACUCCAGUUUGGCUUUAUUGGCACCAUGAUGCUGAUCAUCAGCUUUCUUUGUCAACUCAGGCUUUGAUCCUAGUUUGUGGAGUGCCUGUGCAUGAAUGUGUGACAUCAGUGGUGAACAGCCAAUCACAACACAGAACAAGUGUGAUUCACUUCUCACUAGAAAG
Molecule: messenger RNA, 947 nt
Organism: Onychostoma macrolepis
Lineage: Eukaryota; Metazoa; Chordata; Actinopteri; Cypriniformes; Cyprinidae
Product: protein MIX23-like
Exons: 4
Coding region: 412-666 (84 amino acids)
Cellular component (GO): mitochondrion; mitochondrial intermembrane space
Source: RefSeq, a predicted model, not a curated record